Molecule: messenger RNA, 639 nt
Organism: Ornithodoros turicata
Lineage: Eukaryota; Metazoa; Arthropoda; Arachnida; Ixodida; Argasidae
Exons: 1
Coding region: 1-639 (212 amino acids)
Biological process (GO): DNA integration
Molecular function (GO): nucleic acid binding
Source: RefSeq, a predicted model, not a curated record
AUGGAUACCGACAUCGAGCAUCUCGUCCGGUGCUGUGAGGCUUGUCAGUUGCACCGUCGUUCCCCUCCACCUGUACCUUCGCCUCACUGGUCCCGCCCGACUCAACCCUGGCAUAUGCUCCACGUUGAUUUGGCAGGCCUGGUGGAAGGACAAAUGUAUCUGCUGGUCGUAGACGCAUUUUCCAAAUGGCUGGAAGCACGCAGGGUGAACAAAUCCACGUCUCCAGCGGUAAUCCAAACGCUCCGCAAUUUAUUUGCCACGUUUGGGGCCCCUCAGAAAGUGAUUAGUGACAACGGCACCGCCUUUACUUCACGAGAACGUCGGGCCUUUUUCAAGGCCAACGGCGUUACGCAUUUCACCAGCGCACCCUACCACCCGGCAACUAAUGGUAAAGUAGAGCGCAUGGUAGCAGAACUGAUAUCCGCGCCAAAGCGCGACCGGCUGGGUACCACGGAUCGCCCGAUAACGAGGUUCCUUUUCAAGCAACACAUCACCAUUGACACUACUACUCGGCAGACGCCUGCUUUCCUCAUGUCUCAGAGGGAACUACCCUCUCCCUUGUCUGCUCUCAGACCCUCCAUUCAACCACCUUCUCCCACUCAAGAAGAGGAGACUUCUCCUAGCCUACCAUACUCGUAG